AUGUGGACACUCAUACAUUUAUAUGAACCUCCAGAUGCAAAAACCCCAGAUUUAAUUCCAAAUGCAUGGAUAAUCGAUAAUGAUACAUGUUGGUACCCUAUGUCAUUUCGAUUAUCUAAGAUAAAAUCUCUUGCUAGAGAAAAAGUAAAACCAAAUACAGAUGAUUGGGAAAAAUUUAAAAUUGAAAUAGUUGAGAGCAACAUAGAUAAUUAUGAUUACGGUAUAAAACUUAUGUAUAAAUUGUUGAAAAACAAAAGUAAAAAAAAUUUACACUCUGAUGCUGAAUUGAAAGGACGUGGAAUGAGAAAAAAAGAUUAUCUGCAAAUAAAUACAAGUACACCAUUUGAUAAUCAUCAAUUAAUUGAUGUUGAUUUUGAGACUCCUCAUAUUGCAUUACAUAAUAACUCUGACUUUAUGAAGUUCAAAUCAAACAUGAAUUACUUAAAACUGGAAUUAACUUCAUUCAUUGAAAAUAAAGAGGCUUCAACACUUCAAAAUAAUACAUUCAAUCAGGAAAAAACUGAUGAUGUUUUAUCAACAUUCCCAAUUAAUGAUGAAGAAAAACUUUUGACUCUAGAAUCGAAGCUUGCAUCUUAUGACCUUGGAUAUAAUGAUAAAUUGUUGUCAGCAUUUAUGUUUGCUUCUGAAGGGAAAUCAAUUUCCAAAGUAACCAAUAGCUUAUUGAAAACAAUAUUUACUGAUAAAUUUGCAUCUGCCUAUAGCUGGAAAGGUCAAAAAGAAAAAAAGAAAUUAGAAAAUUAUAAAAUUUUCAAAGUUAUUAUAAACUGUGUUGGUAUAAAAUUUCCUAAUUCAGCAAACUACAAGAUGGAUGUUAUUGCAAGUGUAAUGAAUUGGUUUGCCCAAGCACCUACCAGAAUUCUUAGAUAUGCCAGCCACAGACUACAACCAUCAUCAUUUGAUGAAGAUGAUACUACGUAA
Messenger RNA from Aphis gossypii (cotton aphid), 939 nucleotides. RefSeq lists its product as uncharacterized. The record is from RefSeq and is a predicted model, not a curated record. The transcript is spliced from 7 exons. NCBI's taxonomy places the organism in Eukaryota, Metazoa, Arthropoda, Insecta, Hemiptera, Aphididae. Bases 1 to 939 code for a protein of 312 amino acids.